Molecule: messenger RNA, 1653 nt
Organism: Anopheles merus
Lineage: Eukaryota; Metazoa; Arthropoda; Insecta; Diptera; Culicidae
Product: phenoloxidase-activating factor 2-like
Exons: 6
Coding region: 186-1451 (421 amino acids)
Biological process (GO): proteolysis
Molecular function (GO): serine-type endopeptidase activity
Source: RefSeq, a predicted model, not a curated record
UUCAACAAUUCAGGAGCUAGUGACCAAAAGCGUUCGGUGUAAAGUGGCAAAAGGCAUAUUAACUUGUGCAGUGGUGAAUUUUAAAGUGAAGCCAUCGAACGGUCAAUUGAUGGUACAAGAUCAACAUUUCGUUAGAUGCAGACAACCUUAGCGACCGAAGCAUAAGCAUCCGAGAGCCUGACGUCAUGGAUUGCCUGCUCAUAGGGCUGAUGUGUUUUCUGGCCAGCAGUGGCUUUACAGUAACAGCGCUGUCCACCGUGGAACGUAGCCCAGCGUUCAAUUUCCCCCAGGACGGUGCAACUCCCGGCAAUGACCUCACGCGACAGGCUGCCAUUAAUGUGAGCAACGGCAUUACCAGCGGUGUCCUUACGGGUGUCGUGCCACUGCAGACAGGUAUUCUCCCGAACAUUGUUAACACAGGGACACCGACCGGCCAGACGUGCGUCUGUGUACCAACGGGCCGGUGUAACACGACGAGCACCGGUGGCACGACGGACGGUGCCGGCCAGUUGGAUGUGAGAAUUGUUUCGAAUCCAAGCGCAAAUACGGGUGUAACGCUGGGCACGACGACGACAACCACGACCAACACAGUCGCCUCAGUGAUAGCGCUCAAUAUCGCUUCACCCGCGACCUGCCAAUCGGGACUGGAGCGAUGCUGCCUGGCCGGUAGCUACCAGUGCGGCAUGCAGUACCCCCCGAUUGCCAACUCGCCCGCCGUCACCGCCAACCAGGCCAGCUACGGUGAGUAUCCCUGGCAGGUGGUGCUGCUCGGGCCGGGUGACGUUUACGUCGGCUCCGGCGCACUCAUCGACAAUCUGCACGUGCUGACCGCGGCGCACAAAAUAUCGGACUACACCUCCGGCACCCGGGCGCUGAAGGUGCGGCUCGGCGAGUGGGACGCAGCCUCCACGACGGAGCCCCUGCCGGUGCAGGAGUUUACCGUGGCGCGAUACUUUGUGCACCCGAACUUUAACUCGGCCAACCUGCGCAACGACAUUGCCAUUUUGCGCCUUUCCGGCACGGUCGGCCUCGGUACGACGCCAACGAUUGCGACGGCCUGCCUGCCGGUCACGUCGUUCGUGGGCAGCCGCUGCUGGGUGUCCGGCUGGGGCAAGAACGAUUUCGUCAGCGGCGCCUUCCAGUCCAUCCCGAAGGAGGUGGACGUACCGAUCGUCAACUCGGUCAACUGCCAGACGGCCCUGCGCACGACGCGGCUCGGUGGCAACUUUGUGCUCGAUACGACCAGCUUCCUCUGCGCCGGGGGUGAGCUGGGCAAGGAUGCGUGCACGGGGGACGGCGGAUCGCCGUUGGUGUGCGCGCUAAACAAUCGCUGGUACGUGGUGGGCCUGGUAGCGUGGGGCAUCGGUUGCGGUGCAAACGGCAUACCGGGUGUGUACGUUAACGUUGCGUCGUACAUUACCUGGAUCACGUCUACAAUUGCGACGGUUUGAGGCCUUCCUUUCCUCCUUUCCUUUUUCUUUGUUAACAUUGAGGGUAAAUUUAAUUUUCAAGUUCCUAGCUGCUAGUUUUACGUAUCUGUCAAUGAAAUUUCUCCUCACAAAACAUCACACAGCUCGGCUAAACCCCACACAGAGACAAAGAGAGAGUGAUAUUCACGUAAUGGAAUUAAUAAAAAAAAAUGUAACAAUUCUA